Molecule: messenger RNA, 817 nt
Organism: Galendromus occidentalis (western predatory mite)
Lineage: Eukaryota; Metazoa; Arthropoda; Arachnida; Mesostigmata; Phytoseiidae
Exons: 2
Coding region: 107-709 (200 amino acids)
Source: RefSeq, a predicted model, not a curated record
GGGCGGUGGUGGCAUCGUGCAAAUCCGACAAGGAGCCGUUGCGCCGGAAAACCUUCGCGGUGGCCAGACUCCAUCGGGUUUCCAUUUGACCGAGUUUAUUCCGAGGAUGAGGCUUCAAGACGAACAUAUUGUUCGCGACAUCGAUAGAAUCCAUCAGAAGUCUGAAGCGGGACGAAUGUCGAUUCCCGAGGUCCUUGCUGCGCUCCGUGAAUUGCAUGGCCCUUCCUAUAGCCAGAAUACCGUGUCCCCGUCGUUCCCCCGCCUGAAUUGUGGAAGCUGCAUAAGAUUCCGAUGCGAGGUACGGAGCGUGACGAAGGAGCAAGUAGUGGCCUACAGCAUCGAUAUGACCAACGGUAUGCGGAAUUUGCUUCUAUUCAGACCCGAAUCGCCUGAACUACGAGCCGGGAACCCCAACCUGCUGAAAGUGGAAGCGGUGAGUCUGGGAUGCGUGGUGCACGAACCUACAACGAAAGCUCAAACUCCCGUAGUCGUGAAAAUUUUCGACGACCGCCAGAAGAUUCGAGCUGGCAUCCACCUGGAAAUAACCGGGAUUUUAACUUACAAACCUUCACUCGAGGAACAAAUCCGAAGCCGUGUCGGAAACCGGGGCCCUCUUGCCGCGAUCCUAAACCAUUUUUCAUCAAAUACUAACCCGCUUCUAGUCCCGAGGGUUCACUCGAUUUUUCAUGUCAGAAUACCGAUAGUCUGAGCAACGACCCGCCACUUCCGCGCGGAUUGUGUUUCUUUUUGUGAUACUUUAAGUCAAGAUCGUAAGCUUCAUGUGAUCGAGAUAAAUCUCGAUUCCUUUUAGACCUCU